AUGAAAGGUCCGAUAGGUAGGCAUUUAACGCCAUUGAGGGCUUCUAAGAUGACUAUUGAGACCAAGAGAAAGUUCGUAACUAUCGAAGAUUUUUUUUCGAAAUCUAAGAAGCCCAACAGGGGCACUACUGAGCCCAAGAAAAUGGGGAACGCGUCUGAUGAUAAUACUACUGGAUCUUCCUCUUCACAGGAGCAAGCAGUGGCCAAGAAUAAAAGUAAAGAGGAGUUUCAGAAGACCUUAAGCUCAAUGCUUUCAGAUUUGUUGCUUUUGGAGAUCGAGAAUAUUGAAUUAUCGUGGUUUCAUCACUUGCAGAGUGAGUUCAAGAAACCUUAUUUCGUGAAAUUGAAGCAGUUUGUAAAGAAGGAACAAAAGGAGCAUACGGUUUUCCCGCCACCGGCUGACAUUUAUUCCUGGACGAGAUUGACACCUUUUGAUCGAGUUAGAGUGGUCAUUAUUGGUCAAGAUCCCUACCAUAACUAUAAUCAAGCACAUGGGUUGGCGUUUAGCGUUAAGCCACCAACGCCGACACCACCAUCACUGAAGAACAUAUACAAGGAAUUGCAAACCAAUUAUAAAGACUUCAAAAUCGAUAACGGCGUUGGAGACUUAACGCCUUGGGCUCUGCAAGGUGUUCUGUUGUUAAAUACGGCGCUAACCGUUAGGGCACAUAAUGCCAAUUCACACUCGAAGCAAGGCUGGGAAACUUUUACUAAAAGAGCCAUUGAGGCAUUGAUCAAAGAUAGAGAAGGACAAGACAAAAGUUUGAUUUUCUUGCUUUGGGGUAGUUAUGCCCAAAAAUCGGUAGAUUCAUUAUUGGACCCAUCAACUUUGAGACGUCAUCCCAAUAUUAAAGUUUUCAAAUCGGUUCACCCAUCACCAUUAAGUGCUCAGAGGGGAUUCUUCGGUAACAACCAUUUCAGACAGAUUAACGAUUGGUUAUAUCAUGAGAGAGGUGAAAAGAUGAUCGAUUGGAGCGUCGUUAAAGGUUCACAAUUGAAAGAAGUGGUUGAAGCUAAUGAAAAAUUGGAAUCAAAUGUGUAA
Zygosaccharomyces rouxii is the source of this 1041-nucleotide messenger RNA. It is a transcript of the gene UNG1, whose product is annotated as uracil-DNA glycosylase. The coding region runs from base 1 to 1041 and encodes 346 amino acids. Lineage: Eukaryota; Fungi; Ascomycota; Saccharomycetes; Saccharomycetales; Saccharomycetaceae. The record is from RefSeq and is a predicted model, not a curated record. Gene Ontology annotation, biological process: base-excision repair, AP site formation via deaminated base removal; base-excision repair. The transcript has a single exon. Gene Ontology annotation, cellular component: mitochondrion; nucleus. Gene Ontology annotation, molecular function: uracil DNA N-glycosylase activity.